Messenger RNA from Pistacia vera, 3447 nucleotides. RefSeq names its product protein EIN4-like. Gene Ontology annotation, molecular function: protein binding; ethylene binding; ethylene receptor activity. The coding region runs from base 854 to 3145 and encodes 763 amino acids. The record is from RefSeq and is a predicted model, not a curated record. Gene Ontology annotation, biological process: response to ethylene; phosphorelay signal transduction system. Gene Ontology annotation, cellular component: endoplasmic reticulum; endoplasmic reticulum membrane. Lineage: Eukaryota; Viridiplantae; Streptophyta; Magnoliopsida; Sapindales; Anacardiaceae. The transcript has 2 exons.
UAAAAAUUAUUUCUUUUAUGUUCCGAAUGUCUAGGUUCUCUUCACCUUCUACCGUGGAUCCCCACACUUCAAAUCCUUCACUCUUGAGUACUUUUUCUUCUGUAAAUAGUUGUCCUCCUGUUUUUGGAAAUCUAGCUAGCUUUCAGACUACUUUUUCAACAUUUUUUUCUUUUCUUUUCAGCUUUCUCUCCCUAAGACUCUAAUUUACCAUUUACUUCAACUUAAAGACUCAAAGAGAUAGAAACCUCUUGGUUUUUUCUUUAUUUUCUUCUUACCCUUUCUAGAUUUCUUCUUCUUAAUCUAUUCUAGGUGGUGGAUUCUUUUCAAUUUUUUUUUUUGGCUUAGAAAGUUUUUUUGGAUAUAAAUAUAUGAUUAGUUGUUGACUUAAGAUUGCAGAUUGAUAGUAAGUUUGCUGCAGAAGCUUGAGGUCUGUGUUCUUUUAACUUGGACAACUUUUUCUAAUCUCCUUUGAUCGGUACUUUCUUGUGAAGUUUGAUUCAUUAUUUUGCUUUAGUACUGUAGUGCUGGAGGAAUCAUAGUGUUUUUGUUUUUAGUUUCUUGGUUAUACAAGGUAAGAAUUGUCAAAGCUAUUUGAUUAGAGAUUGGAAAACUAGAAAAGAAUGAAUUUUAUGGCGAUAGAGGCAGAUGAGUGUGUUAGAUCUUGAAAUCUAUUGGAUCUUGAAUAGUAGAAUAUUGGUCUUAUGAUAUUUGAUGGUUAGGGUUUCUUUGUUGAGUUUUCUUGAGGUGAGUUAGAAAAGGAAACUUUGGGUUCUAAGAAAAUAGUUGUUUUCUUUGCUUCUUAGUUAGUUCGUUGUUUCUAUGAAUGAAUUAGAGAAAUAGUUACUUGGGUGCAAUGUUAAGGGUAUUAAUUCUUGGAUUCUUGAUUUAUUACCUUGGGAUAUAUGUUUCUGCCAGUGAUAAUGAGUAUCCAAGUUGUAAUUGUGAUGAUGAGGGUCAUUGGAGUAUACAAACAAUUCUUGAUUUUCAAAAAGGGAGUGAUUGCUUGAUAGCAAUAGCCUAUUUUUCGAUACCCAUUGAACUCCUUUACUUUGUUAGCUUUGCAAAUGUACCAUUCAAAUGGGUCCUGUCAUUGUUUAUAGCGUUUAUAGUCCUUUGUGGAUUGACCCAUUUGCUCAAUGCGUGGACUUUAUAUGGCCCUCAUUCAUUCCAGUUAAUGCUGAUCCUCACAAUUGCUAAAUUCCUUACUGCCCUGGUAUCUUGUGCAACUGCUAUAACCCUUUUGACUUUAAUCCCUCUCCUUUUGAAAUGGAAAGUGAGGGAGUUGUUUUUGAAGCAAAAUGUGAUGGAAUUAGGGCAAGAAGUUGGGAUGAUGAUGAAGCAGAAGGAAGCAAGUUGGCAUGUUCGGAUGCUAACUCGGGAAAUUAGGAAGUCACUUGAUAAGCAUACAAUAUUAUACACCACUUUGGUGGAGCUUUCUCAGACUUUGGAUUUACACAAUUGUGCGGUUUGGAUGCCUAGUGAAAAUAGAACGGAGAUGAACCUCACCCAUGAGCUAAAAGCGAGAUCUUCAAAUAAUUUUCACCUUUCUAUCCCAAUUAACGAUCCUGAUGUGCUGAAGAUAACAGAGAGCAAAGGGGUCUGCAUUUUGGGGCCAGAUUCAGCACUUGGGCUUGCAAGUCGUGGUGGUUCUGAUGAUUCAGGUGCUGUGGCAGCAAUCCGGAUGCCAAUGCUUUGUGUUUCAAACUUCAAAGGGGGAACACCAGAAUUCGUUGAUACUUGUUAUACUAUACUUGUUUUGGUUCUUCCAAGUGCAGAUUCUAGGGUUUGGAGCAUUGAGGAAAUGGAAAUAGUGGAAGUAGUCGCAGAUCAGGUAGCUGUAGCUCUUUCCCAUGCUGCAGUUCUUGAAGAAUCUCAGCUAAUGAGGGAGAAACUAGGUGAGCAGAAUCGUGCAUUGCAGCAGGCUAAGGAGAAUGCAAUGAUGGCAAGCCAGGCAAGAAUUUCCUUCCAGAAGGUGAUGAGUCGUGGGAUGAGGAGACCCAUGUACUCUAUUUUGGGUCUGCUUUCAAUGUUUCACAAUGACAAUAUGAGCUUUGAGCAGAAGAUUAUUGUUGAAACCUUGGUUAAAACCAGCAACGUUCUCUCAACUUUGAUUAACGAUGUGAUGGAUAUUUCGGCUAAAGAUGAUGGAAGGUUCCCAAUAGAGAUGAGGCCUUUUCGGUUGCAUUCCAUGCUUAAGGAAGCUUCUUGUCUUUUCAGAUGCUUGUCUGUUUAUAAAGGCUUUGGCUUUGGACUAGAUGUUCAGAGCUCCUUGCCUGAUCAGGUUAUAGGUGAUGAGAAAAGAACUUUUCAAGUGAUUUUGCAUAUGGUAGGGUAUCUAUUCAGAAUCUAUGAGGGAGGGGGAACUGUUAUUUUUCGGGUGUUCUCAGAGAGUGGUAGUCAGGACAAGAACGAGAAAAUGUUGGUAAUGAGGAGACCAAGCGUGCCAGACACCUAUGUGUAUAUAAAGUUUGAACUUGAGAUUAAAGAGGUUAAUUCUCAAUCUGAUGGAUCAAACUCAACCAAACUUUUGCCUGGCUGGGGACAGAAUAGUAAUGAAGUUAAGGAGGGCCUGAGCUUCAACAUGUGCAAAAAACUUGUGAAGAUGAUGCAAGGUAAUCUAUGGAUAUCAUCAAAUCCUCAGGGUUUUGCACAAAGAAUGACACUAGUUCUCAGGUUUCAAAUCCAACCGUCAUUUGGAAGAUCCAUAAUUACCCAUGGGAAUUCCUCAGAGCAAUCAAAUUCCUAUCCUCACUUCAAAGGCCUUCGGCUAGUUCUCGCUGACGAUGAUGAUGUAAACAGGACUGUGACCAAAAGGCUGCUUGAGAAGCUAGGUUGUGAAGUAAUUGCUGUUUCAUCCGGGUUUGAAUGCCUUAGUGCACUUACUGUGGCUGAAAACUCUUUUAGAAUUGUUGUUUUAGACCUUCACAUGCCUGAAAUGGAUGGAUUUGAAGUGGCAAUGAGAAUCCGGAAGUUUCGAAGCCAUAUGUGGCCAUUGAUUAUUGCCCUGACUGCAAGUGCUGAGGACAAUGUGUGGGAGAGAUGCUUGCAGGCAGGAAUGAAUGGACUGAUUCGAAAACCUGUCCUCUUACGCGGGAUGGCAGAUGAACUUAGAAGAGUUCUGCAACAAGCAGGUGAAAGGGUCUAAAGAGGAAGAUUUAGACAUUAUCUUCCCUUUGAUGAAUCUAGUCGUCGUCGAGGUCUUCCUUCAAUCAAUGCGCCUACAAAACCUCAGCGUAGGGGUGUUAAACUUAGCAUUCACAGCAUUUGGUAUACAAAAUUGUACCUUUUAAAUUUUGCUAACCAUUUGGUUCAGUUGGCAGCAUUGGUAGAACUACUUAAAAAGGAGUAUACCAGGAUGUGAAAAAAACUCACAUGCUCAACUGAUAGUAAGGAACUUUAAUAACAAUUUCAUAGAAUUUAAAUUAUACAUACUAGAAAUCUCUUUUU